Molecule: messenger RNA, 1608 nt
Organism: Penicillium diatomitis
Lineage: Eukaryota; Fungi; Ascomycota; Eurotiomycetes; Eurotiales; Aspergillaceae
Product: glycoside hydrolase family 125 protein
Exons: 3
Coding region: 1-1608 (535 amino acids)
Biological process (GO): carbohydrate metabolic process
Source: RefSeq, a predicted model, not a curated record
AUGCCGCUGUCAGCCCUACUGCUUGGAGGCUUGCUAGCCUCGUCAACUUCUGCGCUGCCGGGUCGCGAUAGUCCUACCGUCCAUCGACGAGCGUGUCCUGACUACACCUCCUACGCAUCGACGCCGCAUGGCCCAUACAGUGGAGGACCCUUGAAUCUCCCCUAUCAACGCCCAGACCCUGCAUGCCGUACCUUUUCGUCGGCUUCGGUCGAACAGGUCAUUGAGGAUGUUACUUCGCGUCUGGUGGACAAAGAUCUAGCGCAACUGUUCCGAAAUGCGUUCCCAAAUACUCUAGACACAACUAUUCGCUGGCACCAGAAUGAAACGGCGGCAGUGUCAAAAAAGUCAAACAAGCGGGACUCUGCGCAAUGGACCGGCCUCCAGACGUUCAUUGUCACCGGCGAUAUCAACGCAGAGUGGCUGCGCGACUCAACCAACCAGCUCACCAACUACCAGGCCCUCGCCAAGAAGGAUAAGAGCAUCUACAAUCUCAUUUUGGGGGCAAUUCACACCCAGGCCGAGUUUGUCAUCCAGUCGCCUUACUGCAAUGCUUUCCAGCCACCUUCUGCAAGUGGCAUCUCCCCCGAGAAAAGCACUCAGAAGGACACCGUGAGCCCGCCUUACGACAAUUCUUUUGUGUUUGAAUGCAAAUAUGAACUCGAUUCCCUCGCGCAUUUCCUCCUUCUCGGCACAGAGUUCUAUGAGAAGACUGGUUCCACAGAGUUCCUGACCGACCGGUGGUAUCAGGCAUUACAGACUGUUCUCACCGUACUGGAUGCUCAAUCACAGCCGACGUUUAACUCCCAGAAUCAAUUUGUCACUAAUCAAUACACUUUCCAGCGGGAGACAAACACAGGCACAGAAACGCUCAAUUUGAAAGGUAUUGGAAAUCCCCUCAAUGGCGGUACAGGUCUCAUUCGAAGUGCUUUCCGCCCGAGUGACGACGCUACAAUUUUUGGUUACUUCACCCCCCCGAACGCAAUGAUGUCUGUGCAACUCCAAAAGAUAGCCAAAGUCAUCAAAGCUGCCGGUGGUCCAGAUGAUGUCGCCGAGAAGCUGGAGCGCCGCGGUUCCAGCUUGGCGAAUUCCGUGAAAGAGCAUGCGAUCAUCAAUGAUCCCAGAUACGGCGAUGUGUAUGCUUUCGAGGUCGACGGCUAUGGGUCCCGAACCCUGAUGGAUGACGCCAAUAUUCCGUCUCUACUAUCACUCCCGUACCUUGACUUUCUCGACAAGAAGGAUGAGACGUAUCAAAACACUCGCAAGAUGAUCACUGAGAAAGGUGGCAAUCCAUACUAUCUCGAGGGUCCUGCCUUCCACGGAAUUGGCGGUCCGCACAUUGGGCUCGAAAAUGCCUGGCCGAUGUCCCUGUUGAUGCAGGCCAUGACUUCCGACAAUGACACGGAGAUUCUCGACUGCAUCAACUUGGUUCGUGACUCUAGCUUACUGGGUCUCGUCCAUGAGUCAAUCAAUGUCACCAACAUCGAGAUCUACACUCGUCCUUGGUUCGCGUGGGCCAACUCCGUCUUUGCGCAGACCAUUCUAAAGGUAGCGAAAGAGCGGCCGCAUUUACUCUUUGGGGACAACGCGGAAGCCUAUGUCAUUGACUAG